UGUUGCACUGGAAGGGGCAACUGUUUGGCGCUGGCGAGUCUACCGCGAGAGCCUACACCGCGAUUCAAUGUCUCACAAAAGCUCGUCGGCGUCGGAUGCGUCGUGCCGCGGUCUCGUUCGAAAGUUACUGCUUGUGUGCUCGUGUGUUUGUUUGUGUGCGUGUUACAAAUGUGCAAUAGUGGUUGAGUGUCCUGCUCGGUCGUAAUAGCGCGUGCAAAAGAGGAAGAACAACAACACCGCAACAGUGAUCCUCUCGAGACCGGGCACCACCGGACCGCGGACGGUGACGGUGAAAGAUCGCUUCGGGGCCGACACCAACACCACGGUUCUACCGGAAGCGUAUAGCGUGCACGUUGCGGAGAACAUGAUGGCGUCCAGCCAGCACGAGAUCGUCAACCGGUGACCGAGCGUGGCGAGAUCCGUUCCAGUUGCAUUGUCGUCCAUCCGUCCGUCCGCCCGUGAUUACACACACUCGGCGCAAGUGACGCGUCGCUUCCUCUGCUGGCUCUGUGUGCCGUGCUGGUUUUGUUUUGUUUUGCUGGCGUCCGAUCAAACAAACGCCUCCCAUUCCUCCGUGAAGCGUGACGGUGAAAUUGCUAGUUUUCGGUGUUCUUCGGCGUGAUUCGCCAGUCAGAUUUGUAUGCACGCGAGUGCGCGAGUGAUGUGAAGGUGAAAUCAAGCACAAAGUGUCCCCGUUUUUUGUGUUUCAAAGUGUCGUGCGUUGAUUUAACAACAAAAAAAGCAAUAUCAGAAGGAAAGAGGGUUAUUGUGCAGUGCGCGUUUGAAGUGUGUGUUUGAUCAGUUGAUCUGUGUGGCGAAAACGAUCAUGCAAAUAGUCGUUGUCGACGGCAGCAGAUUCUAGCUAGCAUACCUGAUCCUAACCUUCUAGCAGCGGGCUAUUUCAUCACCCAAUCUCAUCAACACCGGACUGCAUCCCGACAAUUUUGACUUCCACUCCCCUUUUCGGCUUUAGAAUGGUAGACUACUGUACGAACACUCGAUCGUCGGCAACGUCCGGGGGCUCCAUUACGACCGCACUGCCUUCCCCAUUCCGGACGGGAAAAUCACGCCCGGCGCGCGAAAAGUCCUCACUGCACAAAUCGUUGGGCGAAGGCACGGACCCGGGACAGCAGGGGCGUGUGCGUACGGUCCGGCUAGUACGGCCCCAUCAUGGCUACAACCACCGGAAUCUACCGAUCACGGGGAGCAACUUUGGAUUUUCGAUACGCGGUGGACUAGAGUAUGGGACCGGGUUCUUCGUGUCGGCGAUAGAGCGAGACUCCGAGGCGGACCGGCAAGGACUGAAGGUUGGAGAUCAGAUUAUACGCGUCAAUGGAUAUCAGGUGGAGGAUGCAGUUCACCGAGAGUUGGCACAGUUUAUUGCGAACCAGGACCGGCUGAUCAUGAAAGUACGCGGGCUUGGCAUCUUGCCGAUCAAAGAAAGAGCAGCGGAUCCUCUCACCUGGCACGUGGUAUCGUUCGGUGUGUCGCACGACAAACAGGAUACGCUUCUGCUCGAGGAACCGUGUGGUGGGCGUGAUCUGAAGGUGAUCCUGUCCGUUGCGCCCCGUACCAAGCUGGGCUGCGGCAUCUGCAAAGGCCCCGACUGGAAGCCGGGCAUUUUUGUGCAGUUUACUAAGGAAGGUGGCGUAGCGCGGGAAGCAGGGCUACGGCCAGGUGAUCAGAUACUUUCCUGCAACGGGCACAGCUUCGCAGAAGCAUCCUUUGGUGAGGCUGUCGCAGUCAUGAAGUCUUCCCAUGUGCUGGAACUGGUCGUGCGUCCGAGCGCCGGAUUGGAUCUGUUCCCGGGUGAAUCAAGCGGUUACAAUAGUUCCGCGAGCAGCGUCAACGGUGAUCAGAGUCCUUGCUGGGGUGAUCAAACGUCCAAACGGUUGAGUAUCGUACGGGAAGAGUCUAUCUCGCACGAUCGGCGACGACUCGCACCGGUGCCGACGGUACCAGAAAUCGUAACCAGCGCAAACGAUAACCAAUCGGCUGUUCCUCCUCCACCGCCACCGCAACCCCGGUCCAAUCAGGAGCCGAAGCAGCAGCAGCAGCAGCAACAGGUGCAAAAACAGCAACAGCCAAGGGUCACACUGGCGGGACCGACACGCAAGAAGAACACCACCAUCAUAGAGUUCUCCGAGCGAGGUGCCAUCGUGAACCCUGAAGCGAAACAGAGUGAAACGAAAACGAUCAUUGUCGAGGUGCACCGGAGCGCAUCGGCUGGCUCGAUGGUGGUGGACGAUGAGUCCGGCAAUGGGACAGCGUCGGGCACGAUCAUCCCUCCUCCACCGCCCCUGUUUGCCGAUGCUGUCACUCCCGGUUCGCAACCGUCUACAAAUGCAGCACCGACUCCCAGCCCAUCGUCUCAGGAACAGCAAGCAGCAGCCGCCGCCGCAGCAGCACACAGCCUAAGCAAUGCAAUAUCGGACGAACUGCGCCGGCGGGCAGAGAAGAAAGCUUCCACCCCGGUCGGAUCGGAUCCCGCCACCGGACCAGCGGCAGCACUGACCGAGCUUGAAAACCGGCUGAAAGAGAAGAACGUACGGUUGCGCCCGGUAACGAUGGCCAUAUCGGACGAACGGCAUACGGCACUGAUGGACGAGUUCCGGGCAGUACACAAGCGCAUGUUCAAGAAUGGGUUUGACAACGCCGAACUAAAGAAGCAAACUUCCAAACCGAACGCAAACACCACGACGGACCACAAUAGUCAACAUCCUGGUUCGGACACCAGCAACGGUACGCGAAAAUCUCCCAAAGGCACGAUGGGCCGUGUGGCGGCGUCCGAGAUGGCGAAAGCGAACGGUGACAGUGCCGAGCUGGAAUCGAUCGAAUCGUUCAAGCUGAACAACCCACAGUCACCACCGGCCCGUCCCCCGUCCUACUACUUCUGCCCCCAGGCAACCGGUCCACCGACGAUGAAGAAAUCCCAAAAACCGAUCGCCGUCACGAUCAGCGAGUAUGCACGGACGGAAGAACCGACCAAACCGACGCGGUUCGACUUUGGGCAGCUUCGAUCCGUGACGGAAGCGAUUGCCGGUGCCGGUCCUGGUGCUGGUGCUGGACCGGCGGGCAUCAAGGAGGGUUCCGCGAACCGACAGCAGCGUCACGUGCCGAUGACGUAAACGCACACACACACACAUUUCGCUAACUUUAUUAAUGGUUAAAGUAUGGAUGUAAUGUAAUGACCAAAUACGAUUGAAGUUGGAAAAAAGGAAUACGAAGAGAGACGGAAGAGAGUGACCCGAUCGAGUCAAUCCCUGCAUGCUGCAUGGUUCAUACGGUUUGUUUGUUUAUGGUUAUACAAUAUGUUAACUGUAUUGUACAUUAGUCGUAGGUGAUCCAAUGUAAUUGAUCGAUUAUAAAAUGUGAUUGUGAAUGUAUAAAGUCGAUGAUAUUCCCCUAAUGACACGCU
Molecule: messenger RNA, 3418 nt
Organism: Anopheles stephensi (Asian malaria mosquito)
Lineage: Eukaryota; Metazoa; Arthropoda; Insecta; Diptera; Culicidae
Exons: 5
Coding region: 975-3128 (717 amino acids)
Biological process (GO): rhabdomere development
Cellular component (GO): cilium; stereocilium tip; plasma membrane
Molecular function (GO): protein binding
Source: RefSeq, a predicted model, not a curated record